Messenger RNA from Micromonas pusilla CCMP1545, 708 nucleotides. RefSeq lists its product as uncharacterized. The transcript has 2 exons. The record is from RefSeq and is a predicted model, not a curated record. The coding region runs from base 1 to 708 and encodes 235 amino acids. NCBI's taxonomy places the organism in Eukaryota, Viridiplantae, Chlorophyta, Mamiellophyceae, Mamiellales, Mamiellaceae. Gene Ontology annotation, molecular function: protein binding.
AUGGCGAAGAGGAAGCGCGACGAGAACGAGCCCGUGCCCGAGGAAGAGCUCGACCGUAUCUUCGGAGACGGCGAGGCUCUGAAGAAGCUCCCGAAGAAAGGGGCGAAGGGGCUGAGCGGCUUGACGAACGAGCUCGUGCGUUUAGGAAAUCUGAACAAGCUGCGGUGGAUGCACCCGCGGGUGGCUUACUACGACGUCCUCGAGUGGUUGCACUCUCAAGGGUGCCCGUGGACUAAAACGACUUGCUCCUAUGCCGCUGGCGCGGGACACCUGGAAAUCCUCAAGUUUGCUCGAGCAAACGGGUGCAAGUGGGACGAAGAUACCGCCAAAUAUGCCAUUACAAACGGUCACCUUGAGGUACUCAAGUGGGCGUGCGAGAAUGGAUGUAAGACCGGUAAGACGAGUCUACUUAUGAACACAGCUGCUUAUCACGGGCGCUUCGAGAUUAUCAAGUAUUUGCACGAGAUCGGGUGCACGUGGGAAGCGAGAACUUGUGCGCUCGCUGCUGAAGGACGAUUCGAGAACCUUGUUCGAGGAUAUCUCGAGAUCCUGAAGUGGUUACGGGAUCACGGCUGCCCGUGGGAUUCGGGUACUUGUGAAUCGGCAAAUCACUAUAAGCACUGGGACUGCCUCAAGUACGCGAUCGAGAACGAGUGCCCCGGGCACGAGGAAUACGCGGACAAACUCCCUCCCGAGUACCGCGCGUGA